AUGGUCAUCAGCACGGACCCUGUCGGCGAGGGUCCUAGCUCACUUGAGGAGUACAACGUCAACGUGCUGUGGCCGCUUAAAGAGGAAGAUGCCACGAUCGUUCAACAAACGACAAAGAACAAUUACCAGCACUCGAUGCAACGCAAAGAGGGCCGUCGUUUGGGCAUUCCGUCCAUCACUGCUAUAGACGCUGUCCACGGGCUGAAUACCAUCGGCCACGCCACCAUCUUCCCCCACAACAUCGGCCUGGGAUGCGCCAGCGAUCCAGACCUCAUGCGACGAAUCGGUACAGGCCGCGAGAAACACAGAGAUGCGUGGAUCACAGUCUCUAUCCGCGUGCUUUUAGGUCGUGUGACUGCUCUAGAGCUCCGCGCGGUGGGCUUCGCGUGGAUCUUGGCCCCUGUCACCGCGGUGUCCACCGACUACAGGUGGGGCAGAACUUAUGAGAGCUUUUCGGAGAACGGAACCGUAACGGCUAACCUCGUUGAGGUGCAGAUACACACAGUCGAAAGCGCAUAUGCAAAGUCUCUACACAUGAUCGAUGGCUCAGGCGUACAUAAACGGUCUGCAAGAGGGCGCGGGAACCGGCACUGGUGUGGCAGCUAUGUGCAAGCAUUUCCUGGGUGACGGAGGGACACUCGGCGGUGUAGUCGACGGUGACACCGAAAUGGGGGAGGACGAAUUGAUCGGAGUCCACUUCAGACCCUUCAUAGGGUGCUUCAAAGCGAGUAUGUACACAAGUACUGUUUGGCCAAUCCAUAUGUGCCUGCCUCUGCCUGAUAGAGGUGAUGAGCACGAUGCCUUCAUUCAACGAGAUCAACGGCAUAGAGAUGCACCAGCACUACCACUACCUGACGGAGAUCCUCAAGGGCCACUUCGGCUUCGAUGGGGUCGUCAUGAGCGACUGGAACGCGCACGCUGACAUACCUUCUUGCACGUUGGACAGCUGCCCACAAGGCAUCAACGCGGGCGUACAGCACGCAUCCUCCUGUCUCACACACGCACUCAUUGUAACUCCCUACUUGACACCUUUAUCAGAUUGACAUGUUUCUCCUCUCCACGGUGGGUGGCGAUCACUACUCCAAGUUUAUCGAGAAAACCCUCCAGGCUGUCAGAAAUGGCACCGUACCGCAGUCGCGCAUCGACGACGCCGCCAGACGUGUGUUGCGUCUUAAGGCCCGGCUAGGCAUGAUCGGACCUGGUGUCAACGCACUGGACAGAAUAGGCGACGUCAACAUCACCGCCAUCGGCAGCCCAGAGCACACGGCCGUCGCCAGGGAAGCCGUACAAAAGUCGGCGGUGCUGCUCAAGGUGAGAGGAGAAAGAUCAGAGAGCAAGUCUUAAGUGUUUCGGUACGUGGCAUUUGAGCAGAACAAUGGCGGUGUGUUGCCGCUGAAGCCACGGGCCGGCAUGAGGGUGUUGGUGAUGGGCAAGGCGCGAUGGACCUAUCUCGCGUGUGGGGGAUGGACCAUGGCGUGGCAGGGACAGGGUGAGCUCAAAACGCGAGUAACGAGUCUGUCCUGGAUCAUGCUUGCUGUCAUUCCCCCCUAUCCAGUCAACGACGACGUUUUCGAUAGGGUGGACAAUUCUGCAAGCCUCUUGGAGGCCCUCCAGGAGCACAGCAACAGUAAUAACUACACGGUGGUUGACGACGAGGAAGGCAAAGGCCUGCUGAACAGCGACUACGACGUCAUUGUUCACGUCAUGGCCGAAGACCCCUACGCCGAGGUCUAUGGCGACCUGGAUGAUGGAGAAAGCCUCAUGCACCACCGAAACGAGUACGCACACAUUCUUCGCCAUGUAGCGGUUGAUGAGUCGUAUUCUGGGAUGCAUGUGGCACAGGUCCAGAUCCGGCAGGCAUACGUACCCAGAGGACUUCAUCCGCCUGAAACAUGCACGCGACAACGCACCCACGACCCCAAUUAUUACCAUUUUGUACUCAGGGAGGCCGCUGUAUGUCAGCGCAGAGAUAAACCUCUCAGACGCCUUCGUCGCCGCGUGGCUACCAUGCAAACAGGCGGGCCCCGGGCUCACCGAUCUGCUCUUUGGAGAGGUGGACUUCACCGGCCGGUUGUCCAUGACAUGGCCCGCUCACCCAUGCCAGUUCAACAUCCGCAAGGGCGACGGGCAGCAGCCAUUAUUCCCCUACAGCUAUGGCCUCUCUUACGAGGACACGCACCCUCGGAAAGACAUGCCACUUCUUGACGUUAUUGAGCUCGACACGUGUCUCAAUCCGUGCAGUGAUUUAGACGGGGAAGACAUCACCUGGGAGUCGCCCGAUUGCAACUUAGGAAGAUCCUGA
Molecule: messenger RNA, 2302 nt
Organism: Vitrella brassicaformis
Lineage: Eukaryota; Vitrellaceae
Source: the annotation of a GenBank genome assembly